This is a messenger RNA of Dracunculus medinensis (Guinea worm), 1497 nucleotides long. Lineage: Eukaryota; Metazoa; Nematoda; Chromadorea; Rhabditida; Dracunculidae. The record is from the annotation of a GenBank genome assembly.
AUGGUUGCAAAAAAUUUCAUUCCUUUGCUGGAAGAAGAACAAGUCAAUUCAUCAAAGAAAACAAAAUUGGCGAAUAACAAUGAAUCUGAUGUAGUUUCAAUUGGUCAUUCGUUGAAUGGAAAUAAAUAUGUAUCAUUACCUCAGAGGUUUAAAGUUAUAAGCCAUCCAAAUGAAUGGACUGAAAUUCGUCCUUCACAGACUUGUUCAUAUAUUGUUUGGGAUAAAUGCACAAAUAGUGCAUCUUGUGAUUUUGAAUCAUUAAAUAGUAGCGGAGUGGAAUGUUCAAAUGAAGAAUAUCCAGAUCUCCUAUCCCAGACUACUGCCUCUUUAUAUAAAUUUGUGUUAAGAAAAUGGGAACCCAUCAGAGUGCCAGUGCCAGUUAGUGGGACGAAUAUACUUGUAUGUAGUUAUAAUGUCUUGUGUCAGGAUACAGCCAAUCGGCAUAUGUACAUGUAUACUCAUCUAAGCAAAAAUAAUAAUGAAGGAAAGAUGCAGUGGUCUUAUCGAUCUCCCAUGCUCGCCCACGAAUUUUGUACUAUUGAUGCGGACAUAGUUUGCUUGCAAGAAGUUCAAAAUGAUCAUUAUGAUAAUUUUUAUAAAUUUAUAUUUAAAGCAGCUGGUUAUCAUGGCGAAUUCAAAAAGAAAACUGGUUCUUCAGUUGAUGGAUGUGCUAUAUUUUAUAGAUCGAGGUUUGAAUGUUUGCGAUAUUUGCCAAUUGAAUAUUAUGUCGACAAAAAUUGUAUUUUAAACAGGAGUAAUAUUGGUAAGGGUGUCUAUUUUAUUGAUAAUAGACAAAUUAUGCGUUUGAGAGACAAGCUAAGUGGAAAGGAAUUUUGUAUUGCCAACACACACCUGCUUUUCAACAUAAAACGAAGUGAUAUCAGAAUUGCACAGUUGAUAAUACUUUUAGCACAUUUGGAUAAGGAAUGUGGCUUUUUUGCUUUCAAACCGUGUCCAGCUAUUAUAUGUGGAGAUUUCAAUCUAUCUGCUGACAGUCCUGUUUAUAAAUUUUUGUUGGGAGAACGAGUAUCACUUGAACAGAACGAUGAAUCUGUCGGUUCUGAGAAUAACUUUAAUCAGUAUUCUUCGUUUGAUCUUGUUUUCAGACAACUUAAUAUUGGAAAAAAUUGUCGAUUCUUCCAUAAUAUUGAUGAUGGUGAUCACUCAUCAUGUCAACGUUACUGGGCACAUUCUUUCAAAUUGGCUGAUGCUUAUGCUCCAUUAUCUCCUCAACAAAAGGAUGUAGUGUCCAGUUACAGUUCUGUCGGUGCUUCUUGUCCAGAUUUCAUUUUUUAUUCAGUCCAAUCGAAGUAUUCUCAAUGGUAUGGUAAUGUGAAGAAAACGGAAAUUUUUGAAAAUGAUUUGUAUCUGCAUCGACGACUUUCUCUUCCAACACUGUCUUCAUUGCAGUCUACAUUUGGGCCUUGGCCAAAUGCAGCAACUCCUUCAGAUCAUAUUCCUAUAGUUGCUGAGUUCACUAUAGAUUCUUAUAGAUAA